This is a messenger RNA of Aspergillus steynii IBT 23096, 378 nucleotides long. Its product is annotated as Dabb family protein. The record is from RefSeq and is a predicted model, not a curated record. Bases 16 to 378 code for a protein of 120 amino acids. Lineage: Eukaryota; Fungi; Ascomycota; Eurotiomycetes; Eurotiales; Aspergillaceae. The transcript has 3 exons.
CACACACCUCUCAUCAUGACAGUAGUGCACAUCGUCCUCUUCAAAUUCCGCCCCGAAGUAACCCCAGAGCACAAGCAGACUUUCGUCUCAGAGCUCAAAACCCUGAAGAAUCUACCCUGCGUCAAGAAUGGCCGUCUCAUCGUCGGCGGCCCUUCGAUUACCGACCCGAUCGAGAAAAGCAAAGGCUUUGAGAUCGCCCUGGUGAGCUACCACGAGAAUCGCCAGGCGCUGGCGGAGUAUCAGGCUAGUGAUGAGCAUCACCGGGUGACGAGUACAUACAUGUUUCCGUACAAGGAGGAUCUGGUGAGGUUCGAUUUUGAGGUGGAUCCAGAGGACGAAGAGUUAUGCUCGUUUCCGGGCAUAGGAAGGCUGGUAUGA